AACGAGCAACGGCUUAGGUCAAUCAGACAAUGGCGAGCAGAGUUUACGUUCAUUACCACCACGCCGAUGCCUGUAGCAAAGCUCGCUGGAACGCCAGAGAGACAUUUAGGUUUAUGUAUGAUAGGCCUUGGCAACAUGUUCUUGACUUCUACUCAAAUGCAGUGGAAGGGAAUCUUUCUGUCCUGAGUUUGUUUCAGCCUAAAAAAUCUUUGGUUCAUGAUGAUGGGAUAACUGAAGAGAUGCUUCUUGAAUCGGAACCGGAGACUUCUACUCGGAAAGACGGGAGGUCGGGGAGGUGGGAAAGAGUGAAUUUCAAGAUCGUUCUUUCGUAUAAUGGGGCUUCUUUUGAUGGAUGGCAGAAACAGCCUGACUUACAUACUGUUCAGGGUGUAGUAGAGAAGUCUCUAGGGGGAUUUGUUGAUGAAAGGAAAGCUCAACUGCUCAAGAAAAAAUGUAAACCAUUAGAAGGACGUGUACUUGUCGCUGGAAGAACCGAUAAAGGAGUGUCUGCUCUUAAUCAAGUUUGUUCUUUCUAUACAUGGAGAAAAGACAUUGAACCCAUUGCUAUUGAAGAUGCUAUCAAUAAAGAUGCUUCUGGGAAGCUAAGGGUUGUAUCAAUCUCUAAGGUUUCCCGUUCAUUUCACCCAAAUUUCUCGGCAAAAUGGAGGCGCUACUUGUAUAUCUUCCCCUUGGAUGAUGCUGAGCCAUUGCGAAAAAGUGGCGAGAAUCAUGAGAACUUUAUCUUUGAUGAGAACAAGAAAAAGCAAAGAAAUGGACUCUUAAGUGAAGAGAUUGCUGAAGAAGUAAUAAUGAGCGAGGAUGAUGAGCUUGAAAUUGAGGAAACCAGCAAUGCGCUUGAAGUAGUAGAAAAACCAAGUGACUUUAGUGUAAGCAAGGUUGAUCAACUUUUGCAGCACCUUCAAGGAAAAGUAUUAUCCUACAAGAUGUUUGCGCGUGAUACAAAAGCUGCAAGAAACGAAGGUCCGCCUACAGAAUGUUUUAUGUACCAUGCACGGGCAGCCGAAAUUAGAUUGUCCAGUUCUGUCGUCCAUUUUGUGGCAUGGGUUUUUGGUGGAUCAAUAGUACUUGUAAUCCUGGCUACUGAAGGAUCAACAUUAGACUUGACAGAUACAAAACUGUAUAUUGCAUCUUGGUUUUUGAUUAAACGUUCUUGCGAGUUCUUGUUCAUUGCAAGUGACUGUGUGGAAGGAAGAAGGGUUAUGUGUGUUGAGCUUGUGGCUAACCGAUUUCUCCGCAAGAUGGUUCGAGUUCUUGUGGCAACAUCAAUCCGAGAAGCUGCCGCUGGUGCGGAAGAUGAUGCAUUGUUAAAACUGCUAGAAGCUUCAUGCAGACGAGCCACAGCUCCUCCAGCUCCAUCUGAAGGUCUCUGUCUAUUCGACGUUGGUUAUACUGACUUUGACCCUCAAACUUCUCUCAUUUCCUGAGAAUGGCAUGUUACAUUUACUUAAUCAUAUAUUGGAUGAAAUCUGCAUGAUUUAGUAUGUUUAGUCCGCUUGUCGUUAAAGCAAGCAAGACUUAUUUUAUUAAUAUCUCAUGAUUAAUAGUAAGGGUAUAGUUAUAUUUGCCCAAAGCCUUGAGUCAUUGACAAUGAUUUUUAUUUAAUGGGUCUAUUGCAAGAUC
Molecule: messenger RNA, 1641 nt
Organism: Arabidopsis thaliana (thale cress)
Lineage: Eukaryota; Viridiplantae; Streptophyta; Magnoliopsida; Brassicales; Brassicaceae
Product: Pseudouridine synthase family protein
Exons: 10
Coding region: 30-1445 (471 amino acids)
Biological process (GO): pseudouridine synthesis; RNA modification
Molecular function (GO): RNA binding; tRNA pseudouridine(38-40) synthase activity; pseudouridine synthase activity
Source: RefSeq, marked reviewed